This is a messenger RNA of Juglans regia (Persian walnut), 906 nucleotides long. RefSeq names its product esterase-like. Gene Ontology annotation, molecular function: hydrolase activity, acting on ester bonds. NCBI's taxonomy places the organism in Eukaryota, Viridiplantae, Streptophyta, Magnoliopsida, Fagales, Juglandaceae. The record is from RefSeq and is a predicted model, not a curated record.
AUGGGUGUUGGUCUUCCAUAUCUGAGUGCAUACCUUGAUUCCUUGGGAACUAACUUCACACACGGUGUAAACUUUGCCACGGCUACAUCCACAAUCAGAUUACCAUCCAGAAUUAUACCUACAGCAGGUGGAUUUAGUCCCUACUACCUUGAUAUCCAAUACUCACAAUUUGAGCAGUUCAAAGAAAGAUCACAGUUUAUAAGACGACAAGGAGGAAUAUAUGCACAUUUGAUGCCCAAGAAGGAUUAUUUUCCUAAAGCUUUAUACACAUUUGAUAUCGGUCAUAAUGAUCUUGGUGAGGGAUUCUUUGGUAACAUGACUGUAGAGCAAGUCAAUGCUUCUAUCCCCGAUAUUCUUGACAAGUUCUCUCUUAAUGUUAAGAAUAUAUAUAAGUUGGGAGCUAGAUCAUUUUGGAUCCACAAUACUGGACCAAUUGGUUGCCUUCCCUAUAUUUUGGUCAAUUUUCCAUCAGCUCAAAGGGACAGCCAUGGAUGUGCAAAGCCUUAUAAUGAUGUAGCUCAAUCUUUCAAUCACAAGUUGAAGAAGGCCAUUGUUCAACUCAGGAUCGAUCUUCCUACAGCUGCAAUCACAUAUGUAGAUGUCUACUCUGUGAAGUACUCUCUUUAUAGUGAACCACAUAAAUAUGGAUUUGAGCUUCCACUUGUUGCCUGUUGUGGGUAUGGAGGAAAGUACAACUACAGUAGUAGUGUUGAGUGUGGAGGAACAGUGACUGUGAAUGAAGGAAGCGAAAUAUUUGUUGGUUCAUGUGAGCGCCCCUCGGUCAGAGUAAACUGGGAUGGAAUUCACUAUACUGAGGCUGCCAACAAGUUUGUCUUUUCUCAAAUUUCAACUGGAGCAUUUUCAAAUCCACCUGUACCCUUGAAAAUGGCUUGUCACCAAGUUUAA